GGCCCUUGCCUGUUCCCUAACCCCCGGCAGCAUUUUCAUUCUGGCUUUGCAGAAGCGCUAGCCCAGCUCCACGUGUCAGGCGCAGGCCCACUUGGACAUUAUCGCCCGCGGCUUGGGUACUCUGUGCCUCUUCUCUCUCCCACUCGCUUUUCUGUGGCCGGGGGAAUUUGGAGCGCGGCCAGAGUCUGGGGGUGCUGGCGCCCGCCUUCGCCCGUUAAGUUACUGACCUAGACCCACCCAUUCUCGCAAAUUCACUCGCAACAUCGUCAUUCUGCCCGGCGUCAGGGUCACCGCCGCGGUGACCCUCACUGUGGCAGCACACCUGGGCCCCAAGAAACCCGCCCAGGAAGGGGGCGUAGUCCCAGGCUGUACGGGGAGACCACGCCCUACGCCCCGCCCCUCUGUCUAGAGGCCCGCCCCCCAGAAGUACGCUCUAUGGAACCCGGGAACCACGCCCCCAAGCCUCCUUCCGGCAAUAAACCACGCCCUUGUCCUAGAAACCACGCCCCUAUCUGGACGCCCGGUCCCAACGGCUUUCUCCGUCCGCGGACGGCGCGUGGCGGCGUGCGGAGAUGGCGGCGGCGGUGCGUGGGGCCAAGCAGCGCCUGCGGGCCGAGCUGAAGCAGCGUCUGCGGGCCGUGAGCGCCGAGGAGCGCCGACGCCAGUCUCACCUCCUGACGCAGAAGGUGCUCUCACACCCCCAGUACCAGAAGGCCAGGAGGGUCUCCAUCUUCCUGAGCAUGCCAGAUGAGGUGGACACGGGGGCCAUUGUCCACGACAUCUUCCAGCAGGGCAAAGCCUGCUUUAUCCCGCGUUACCAGCCUGGGAGCAGCCACAUGGACAUGGUGCGGCUGACCUCUCCGGACGAGCUGGCCGCCCUGCCCAGAACCUCCUGGAACAUUCAGCAGCCCAGCGAUGACGAGGUGCUCGAGGAGGCCUUGUCCACAGGAGGCCUGGACCUCAUCUUCAUGCCGGGGCUCGGCUUUGACACAGAGGGCCACAGGCUGGGGCGGGGCAAGGGCUACUACGACGCCUUCCUGCAGCGCUGCCUGGGCCAGCAGCCGGCAGCACCCUACACCCUGGCCCUGGCCUUCCGAGAGCAGGUGUGUCCUUACGUCCCAGUGGAUGAGGGUGACAUGCAGGUGGACGAAGUGCUGUUUGAUGAGGAUCCCACAUCUCCCACCUGCUGACAGGCCUGAUCGUGCCACCCCCAACAGACCCUCCAGUGUCACUUCGUCAUGAUACAGCCGUGUUGCCCUCCGCAUGUGGGCUGAGGGACCAGGCAUCUAUGCUGUGUCGCUGGGGCCCUGCAUCCCAUGGAGACAUGGCCAGAACAGCAUCACCCCCUGGCAUCUGAGGGGGCCUGGCGCUGAGCACUGCCUGCAGCCAGUGCUGUGCCCUUCCCCUAGGAAUGACCUGGGAAUAGCCUCGGGACUCAGGUCAAACCUGGGCCUGGACACCCUCACCUCCUGCCUCAACACCCUCCUGCCCAGACACCCUCACCUCCUGGACACCUUUGUCUCCUUCUGGACCUCCUACCCUCCAACCCAGUGCUCUCACCUCUUACCUGGACACCCUCACCUGCCCAAAGCCCUAUUCAUGGUUGCUGCCCCAUGGCAUUCACUCCUGGGCAGUCUGCAGCAGAAAGGGUGGGUAUGUGGCUUGCAGGUUCAAACGCCAUCGAGUGCAGAGCGGUGGUUCAGGGUCCAGUCCUAUCCCCUGGCUGGACCCCCACCCCAUCACCCUCGUCAUGGAGUGAGAGGGCACUUGGCUGGGCCAUGCAGAGGGCAGUGGCCUCCCGACAUUUGCAGGGGUUGGCAUCGCACAGCCCCAGGGGAGCCUGGGCUUCUGUACUAAGUGAUGUCCAAUUUCUUCUUUAGACAUUUUCAUCAGCCAUGAAAAAUGGUUGGUCUUUUGCUGACAUUUCAGCCUCGGGAAGUCAUGUGCUCUGAGAGGCACAAGCUUUGCAAGGUAUUUGGAGCAGAAGAGGGGGAGGUACCCCAAGUCUGCUGUGGGGCUGGUGACUGGCUUAAGGAGGUGCUGGCCUCUCUCGCCGCCCCUGCUGAGGGGUCUCUUCCCUCCCCUCACAGGUGGAACGCACUGUCCCCUGGGACCCCAAACAAUCCUGCUCUUCCACCCAGCUUCCCUCCUCUUUGGGCAUCUGCAAAGAGAGGCCUAUGCUGUCCUCUCCGGGGUGUAGGGGGCAGCUCAGUGCCAGCUCACCGCUGACUGCCUGAUGUAUUUCCCAAUGGCCUCUGGGGGCCCAGCCAAGCCCCCGAGGCUCUUGUUUGAAUCUGUGUAUUACAAGGGUUCCUCUCAGGGUGCCACCGUGUCCCCCUCCCUUUAAGCCAUCUAGACCCUCCUCCCAAGCCCAGCUAGUACCUGGGGAUAGUGAACCCUGCUUGGUGACUUGUGUGGCCACUGGGCCUACAGCGCCCUGUUUGGGGCAGGUGUCCCGGCACAGAGUUCCCUGUAAUCCUUGCUGCGCUUCCCAGCUCCCACCUGUCCUGGCCAUAGCCUGGGAACCCCAGGAGCCAAAAUGCCUCUUGUUCUGUCCAUCUGUAGCCUCAGGGGAGGGAGGGUGCUGUGCCCACGGCCCAGGUGCUGCCCGCUUGCGUCCUCCUGGUCCCUGACUGCACCUGCUUCCCGACCUCCACACUAUGUGACAGCGUCUCCAGGGCACCUCGGCUGCUUGGCCUCUCCAGAUCAUCGUUUUUUAUGUGGCAUCCCCAAAAAUGAUGAUUUGUUGUGACAAAUUAAGUUUCCCUUGUU
Molecule: messenger RNA, 2772 nt
Organism: Sorex araneus (European shrew)
Lineage: Eukaryota; Metazoa; Chordata; Mammalia; Eulipotyphla; Soricidae
Gene: MTHFS
Product: methenyltetrahydrofolate synthetase
Exons: 3
Coding region: 573-1190 (205 amino acids)
Biological process (GO): folic acid-containing compound biosynthetic process; tetrahydrofolate interconversion
Cellular component (GO): mitochondrion
Molecular function (GO): 5-formyltetrahydrofolate cyclo-ligase activity
Source: RefSeq, a predicted model, not a curated record